Knipowitschia caucasica is the source of this 3969-nucleotide messenger RNA. NCBI's taxonomy places the organism in Eukaryota, Metazoa, Chordata, Actinopteri, Gobiiformes, Gobiidae. The record is from the annotation of a GenBank genome assembly.
AUGCUUAUGCUGAACAACGUGGUUUUGCCUUUAAAUGCUCAAACAGAGGGCUGCCUGGCCCCGCAGCUCCAGGCUGGACAGGUGUGCAAUCUGAGUGCGGAAGUGAAGCGUCCGACUAAAGAAGAAUAUGGAAUGAUCGGAGAGCAUACUGUAAAAAGUCAGCGGCCAAGAUCAGUACAUGACACAAAGGCACUUCAGGAGAAGGCUGAUUCUGCUAAAUUUAUGGCACAAACUGGUGAAUCAGGUGCAGAGGAGUGGUCCCAGUGGAGCUCAUGUUCUGUAACUUGCAGUCAAGGGUCGCAGGUGCGCACAAGAACAUGCGCGUCACCAUAUGGAUCGCACUGCGCCGGCCCUUUAAGAGAAUCAAGGGUUUGCAAUAACACUGCCCCUUGUCCAGUGCACGGUGUGUGGGAGGAGUGGUCACCGUGGAGUCUGUGCUCGUUCACGUGUGGCCGCGGUCACCGCACUAGGACUAGGAUGUGUGCCCCUCCGCAGCACGGGGGCCGGGCCUGUGACGGACCCGAGAGUCAGACUAAGCUUUGCAACAUAGCUCUGUGUCCAGUGGAUGGGCAGUGGCAGGAGUGGAGCCCAUGGAGCGACUGUUCAGUGACCUGUGCCAAUGGGACUCAGCAAAGGACCAGGCAGUGUUCGGCAGCGGCACAUGGGGGAUCAGAAUGCCGAGGCCACUGGGCCGAGAGCCGGGAGUGCCAUAAUCCAGACUGCACAGCCAAUGGCCAGUGGAACCCGUGGGGCCCUUGGAGCGGCUGUUCGAAGUCAUGUGACGGCGGCUGGCAGAGGCGUGUCCGAGUGUGUCAGGGUGCCGCGGUAACAGGACAACAGUGCGACGGCAACGCAGAGGAAGUCCGCAAGUGCAGUGACCAGCGCUGCCCAGCUCCGUAUGAGAUCUGCCCCGAGGACUAUGCAGUGUCCAUGGUCUGGAGACGGACUCCUUCAGGGGAGCUGGCCUUCAACAGAUGUCCUCCCAACGCUACAGGCACCACUAGUCGCCGCUGCACUUUGGAUCACCGCGGUAUGGCCUUCUGGGAGCAGCCCAGCUAUGCUCGAUGCAUAACAAAUGAAUUCAGAUACUUGCAGCAAUCAGUUCAGGGUCAUCUUGCGAAGGGACAACGGAUGCUGGCGGGAGAUGGAAUGUCCCAGGUGACCAAAAAUCUGCUUGACCUUACCCAAAGGAGAAACUUUUACGCUGGAGAUCUGCUAUCGUCUGUGGAAAUUCUACGCAAUGUGACAGAGACGUUCAAGAGAGCCAGCUAUGAGCCUUCAUCGGAUGAUGUGCAGAACUUCUUUCAAAUUAUCAGCAACCUUUUAGAGGAGGAAAAUAAGGACAAAUGGGAGGAUGCACAAAAGAUCUACCCGGGCGCCGUGGAGCUCAUGCAGGUCAUAGAAGAAUUCAUCCACAUCGUUGGACUGGGGAUGAAGGAUUUUCACAACGCUUAUCUGAUGACUGGCAACUUGGUGGCCAGCAUCCAGAGACUGCCGGCCGUAUCGGUGAUGACUGACAUCAACUUCCCCAUGAAGGGUCGUAAAGGCAUGGUCGACUGGGCCAGGAACUCCGAAGAUAAAGUGGUCAUCCCCAAGGGCCUCUUUGUUUCGCAGUCAGCAGAUAUGGACGGAUCUCCUGUCUUCAUUCUGGGAACAGUCCUCUACAAGACGCUGGGACUAAUGUUACCGUCACCACAAAACUACACUGUUGUGAACUCUAAAGUCAUCGCUGUGACUGUUCGCCCAGAGCCCAAAGCUACGGAGACCCACAUGGAGAUUGAACUGGCGCACUUGGCAAAUGGAACAAUGAACCCAUACUGUGCUCUGUGGGACGGCAACAUCAUGAACGAUUCUUGGGGAGCCUGGUCCUCCAAAGGAUGUAAAACCGUGCUCACAGAUGCAUCCCAUACAAAAUGCUUAUGUGAUCGCGUAUCUACCUUCGCCAUUUUGGCUCAGCAACCAAGAGAAAUAACCAUGGAGUACUCAGGGGUCCCAUCUGUGACAUUGAUAGUUGGCUGCGGUAUUUCCUGUCUCGCCUUGAUCACCUUGGCAGUAAUCUAUGCUGUGCUAUGGAGAUACAUUCGUUCAGAGCGAUCCAUCAUCCUGUUGAACUUCUGCCUGUCUAUAGUUUGUUCCAACAUAUUGAUCCUGGUCGGACAAACACAGACACACAAUGCGGGGGUUUGUGUCAUGACGACAGCUUUCCUGCACUUCUUCUUCCUGGCAUCUUUCUGCUGGGUGCUCACGGAGGCCUGGCAGUCGUACAUGGCCGUGACAGGGAAAGUUCGAACUCGCUUGAUCCGCAAACGCUUUCUGUGUCUGGGCUGGGGAUUGCCAGCUUUAGUGGUUGCAGUCUCCAUGGGGUUCACUAAAACAAAGGGCUACGGGACACCAUUAUACUGCUGGUUGUCUUUGGAGGGAGGCCUUUUGUAUGCCUUUGUCGGUCCUGCAGCUGCUGUUGUUUUGGUCAACAUGGUGAUUGGUAUACUAGUUUUUAAUAAGCUUGUGUCCAGGGAUGGCAUCCUGGACAAAAAGCUGAAGCAUCGAGCAGGGUAUGACAGCACGUCCUUACAGAUGAGUGAGCCGCAUACAGGAUUAACUCUCAAGUGUGCCAAAUGUGGUGUGGUAUCAACAACUGCUUUAUCAGCAACUACAGCGAGCAACGCAAUGGCUUCACUGUGGAGCUCCUGUGUGGUCCUGCCUCUGCUGGCGUUGACCUGGAUGUCCGCUGUGCUCGCUAUGACGGACAAGCGCUCCAUCCUCUUUCAGAUCCUCUUCGCUAUCUUUGAUUCUCUGCAAGGCUUCGUCAUUGUCAUGGUGCACUGUGUUCUGAGGAGAGAGGUCCAAGAUGCAUUUCGAUGUCGUCUGAGAAACUGCCAAGAUCCAAUCAGUGGGGACGCAACAGGAACCUUCCCUAAUGGCCACGCUCAGAUAAUGACGGACUUUGAGAAAGAUGUGGACAUUGCUUGCAGAUCCGCUCUCCACAAAGACAUGGGCUCUUGUCGCGCCGCCACCAUCACAGGCACCCUGUCCCGCAUCUCCCUGAAUGACGAAGAGGAUGAGAAAGCUCCUGAAGGCCUCAACUACUCUACGUUGCCUGGCAACAUCAUCUCCAAAGUGUUAAUCCAGCAGCCGUCUGCGCUGCACAUGCCUAUGGGAGUAGAUCUGAAGGAGCAGUGCAUGGGAGACAGUAACACAGACAUGCGGCGCGCUGUUUACCUGUGUACCGACGACGCCCUGCGGCAGAGUGAGCAGGACAUGUCCCAUGAGCUGGAGGCUCACGCUGCGGGACAGAUGAUGGAGACCGACUACAUCGUCAUGCCUCGUUCCUCCGCCUCCAUGCCCGGCUCCAACGUACCCACCCUGGUCAAAGACGACACCAAGAUGAACAUCCCCAUGGAUAAGCUGUCCCAUGAGCGGCUGAUGCAUUACAAGAUGACCCCAGACUUCAACAUCAGCCCCCAGGGCAUGGACCACAUGACUAUGAGCCUGGAGCAGCAGUAUGCCAGGGCUCCAGAGCAGAUGCAGAUGCCCUUUGAGCCGCGCACUGCAGUCAAGAACUUCCUCGCUGAGAUGGAGGAGUCUGCCGGGCUGUCGCGCAGUGAGACUGGGUCCACAAUAUCUAUGAGCUCACUCGAGAGACGAAAAUCAAGAUACUCUGAUCUAGACUUUGAGAAAGUCAUGCACACCAGGAAAAGACACAUGGAGCUGUUCCAGGAACUGAAUCAGAAAUUUCAAACCCUGGACCGAUUUCGAGACAUACCAAAUAUGGGCAGCAUGGACAAGGCAAUGCCAAACAAGAAUCCAUGGGAGAGCUACAAUCCAGCCUGCGAGUAUCAGAAUUACGCCACUAUGAAUGUACUAGAACCCAACACCAAGGACUCUCUAGAGAUGACAGCCGCCGAGUGGGAAAAGUGUGUCAACUUACCCUUGGACGUCCAGGAGGGUGACUUCCAGACUGAGGUGUGA